AUGCGAAAUUUGGCCUGGAGUCCCUGCAGCGGGGUCUCUGCUGGCGGUGCAGCUGCUGGUGGGGUCUCUGCUGGCGGUGUAGCUACAGGCGGGGUCUCUGCUGGCGGGGUCUCUGCUGACGGGGUCUCUGCUGGCGGGGUCUCUGCUGGCGGGGUCUCUGCUGGCGGGGUCUCUGCUGACGGGGUCUCUGCUGGCGGAAACUCUUCUGGCGGGGUCUCUGCUGGCGGGGUCUCUGCUAGCGGGGUCUCUGCUGGCGGAUUCGCUGCUGGUGGGGUCUCUCUAGCGGGCGCGUCGGUGGGCGAGUUGGCGGGCGCAUUGGUGGGUGAGCUGGCAGGUGCGUCGGUUGGCGAGCUGGCUGGUGCGUCGGUUGGCGAGGUUGCUGGCGUGCUCGUCGGCGGAUCCGACGGCGAGGUCGCAGGCACGUGGGUGAACGCGCUGGCGAUUAAGCUGGUGAGCUGCUGGCGAUUUCGCUGGCGAUUUGUUGGCGGGUCCUCUGGCGUUCGCCAUAGCGUCCGCCGCGACCGUCGUGAUGAGCGCCGCGACGAGACAGGCGACGGGACGGCCGCAUAG
Messenger RNA from Closterium sp. Naga37s-1, 570 nucleotides. NCBI's taxonomy places the organism in Eukaryota, Viridiplantae, Streptophyta, Zygnematophyceae, Desmidiales, Closteriaceae. The record is from the annotation of a GenBank genome assembly.